CGCCCGAAUUAGCAAAGUCUCGCAUCAGUCUUACACGAUAGUACCAUCAGUAGAAAAAUGUAAGGGAGUGUACAAUCGAUCAAACUGUCUCGGAGACCGUUUUGCUUCUGUCCAAGCACAUCGUUGAGUCCAAGUGCCAGAAACGUGGUAUGGAGGGUGAAAGCUCAGCACAGGUUGCGUACCACGCAGUGUCUCAGACCCUCCCGUUCCGAGACCUAUCUUGCCUCGGCCGUUGCGAUAUUGCACAAAAUCCGUGCGAAGGGGAGGAAAAAGAAAAGCUUCGCCAACGGUUUUAUCGUGCUGGCUGCUGAUGUCGCUGUUAUAUAUCUUGAGUGCUUUGCCACUGCUUUCCAGUCGAGAGAGUUCUUGAUAGCAAGAUCUCACCUGCAUCGCACCCUCAUUCUCGAAUACUCAUAUAUCAGCAUCGGCAUCAGCAUCAGCAUUGGCACACAGUUCCAGGAGCCCAGCAAAAAUACCAGCCGAGAAAGAAGAAGCCAUCCAUCACAAUGCUUUUCUCCGAGAUAUUCGUCAUCGUCGUGGCCUGCAUCACGUGGGGUCUCACCUCCCUCGGCAUGGCAGUCUACUACCAUCACCUCUUACCACUAGAAGCCCGUCGGCGCUCGCCCACGCUCCAAAACAGCAGUGUCCUGUCGACACUUGUUACGACUCUGCUCUUCAUCGCCGCUUUCAUUUUCUGGCCCUUCAUCGCCCUAUGGAACCUCUGCGCCCAAUCUCCCGCCAUCGUCAAAGGGACAACAUGCUGCAAUUCAAACAUGUCCAGAGGAAGACCCAAGGCUGGAUGCUGCGGGUGCAGUUGCAUUUCGUGCGAACCUUGCAUCAGCGACGAGGUAUAUGAGAUGGAGAAGACCCGAAAGGAAGAGUCAAGACGGAUCGUCUGCGGCGUCCAGAGCGUGCAACCAACCAUGCAGCAGACGAUGGAGAUGAGGCCGUAUUCCGCUACCUCUACCGCCCAAGAGAAGCGGGUCGUUGAGAGUAACGAGUCUCUGACCGAGAGCGCUCAACCGACACCGCGGAUUGACAAGUGCUGAUUGAGGGCAGAGGCAGACGAGAGGUUGUUGUCGGCGAUGGAAAGGGCGUUGAGUGAGGGUUGUGAGUGGGGGUUGCGCUUCAUGAGAAAGUGCAACGCCGUCGAACUUUGGGAGAAAUCAUGAUGGGUAGAAGUUCUGUGUCAAUUACAGCAGAGAAUUUGCGGAAGGUCCUAGAACAAGAAGAAAGUCAUGAUGGACGCCCGAGAGGGCGGUAAAUGAAAAUUGCGAGUGUGUCCGUUCAGUUAAGGUGGAGGCUCACGCUCAGCUAGCCGGUAGGCGUCAAUGAGAAUGGUGGGAUGGUUCAAAGAGGUUGUAGAUUUGAGAAGCUGCAGUCCAUUACGCAGUCGCUGGUGUACU
This is a messenger RNA of Neurospora crassa OR74A, 1406 nucleotides long. RefSeq lists its product as hypothetical. The transcript has a single exon. Bases 507 to 1049 code for a protein of 180 amino acids. The record is from RefSeq and is a predicted model, not a curated record. NCBI's taxonomy places the organism in Eukaryota, Fungi, Ascomycota, Sordariomycetes, Sordariales, Sordariaceae.